Dufourea novaeangliae is the source of this 2304-nucleotide messenger RNA. RefSeq names its product E3 UFM1-protein ligase 1 homolog (gene Ufl1). Gene Ontology annotation, cellular component: endoplasmic reticulum membrane. Gene Ontology annotation, biological process: regulation of proteasomal ubiquitin-dependent protein catabolic process; protein K69-linked ufmylation; response to endoplasmic reticulum stress. Gene Ontology annotation, molecular function: UFM1 ligase activity. The record is from RefSeq and is a predicted model, not a curated record. The transcript has 5 exons. Lineage: Eukaryota; Metazoa; Arthropoda; Insecta; Hymenoptera; Halictidae. Bases 1 to 2304 code for a protein of 767 amino acids.
AUGAGUACGUUGGAUUGGGACGAAGUUAAAAGAUUAGCUGCUGAUUUUCAGAAAGCGCAACUAAGUUCUACGUUACAAAAAUUAUCAGAACGAAACUGUGUGGAAAUUAUAACAAAAUUAGUGGAAGAUAAAUUAUUGGAUGUAAUAUUUACUAAUGACGGUAAAGAAUAUGUUACACCUCAGCAUUUGGGAAAAGAAAUCAAAGACGAAUUAUAUGUGCAUGGUGGAAGAAUCAGUUUGGUUGAGUUGGCACAAAUACUUAAUGUAAAUUUAUCUCAAGUAUCUAAAGUGGCAACUGAAAUAGAAAAGUAUAACAAAGGACUGAAAAUAAUACUUGGACAACUCAUUGACAAAACUUAUAUGAACAAAAUUGCUGAAGAAAUUAAUGAUAAAUUGAUGCAUCAUGGAAGUAUUAAUGUUACAGAAUUAACAAUACAAUAUGAUUUACCAGCUGAAUUUUUGCAAUCACUCAUUGAAAAAGAAUUAGGAAAGACAAUAUUUGGUAAACAAGACACACAAGAUUUUAGAGUCUUUUAUACAGAAAGCUUUAUAGCUAGAAAUCGAGCUAAAAUAAGGGGGGCCUUAUCUGCUAUUACAAAGCCUACACCAUUAUCUGUUGUGUUAGGACAGUGUUCUGUUUCAGAAAGAAUAUUUUUCUCAAUUCUAGAUAGUCUGCAAGAAAUGAAACAAAUUCCUGGCGUAGUAGCAGGAAAGCAGGGAACUAAUAGUCUUUAUAUACCAACUAUAUAUUCUAAAAGCCAAAAUGAAUGGGUGAAUAAUUUUUACAAACAAAAUGGUUACUUAGAAUACGAUGCCCUCAGUCGUCUAGGAAUAUCUGACCCACUAAACUUUGUAAAACGUCAUUUCCCAAAUGAAAAUAUAAUAUUUUUAAUCUCUGUUGCUGUCGGUCCAACUAUUAGCGAUCAGGUAUACGCAAAUAUCGAAGAAGCUGUGGCCAGUGGAUCUUUUGUAGAUAUAAGCCCCCUUCUACCUUCUGUAUUUACUGAUGAAGAUAUGGAAAUGCUUCUUAAAUUAGCAGAAAAGAAAUUGAACAACAAUACAUAUGUAUUUGCAAAAACUGUAGUGAUGUCUGACGUAUUUCUACAGUCAUUGUAUAAAUCUUUUGAGACUGUGGCAGAAACAAAAGCUAGAGAAAUAGUUGCUAGUGGUCAAUGGUUUCAGACUAUAGCAGAAAACAAAAUCAAAUCCAAGUCAGCAGAUUUAAUCAUUGAAAAUAAAGGAAAUAAAAAGGAAGAACGUCGAAAGAAAGCAGCAACUGGUAAAGCAGGUGGUGGUAGUCAAGGAAGAGAAACAAAAACAAAAUCUACUAAAAAGAAAUAUUUACAAGGAAAAGUUCGUGACAAUGAUUCUGAUGAUGAACAGUCAAAAAUCACAUCAGGAAAAAUUGAGCUUCAGUUAGUGUCCUUGGAAGAUAUACAGAAUGAAAUUACAAAAGAUGAUAAUUUGGCAGUAAUUGAUGAUUUAAUAGAAGAGUUGGCGGCAUAUUUGCAACCAAAACUAAACAGUCAUGCACUUUCUGUUGCAGACCAAUUAGCACAAAACAAUAAAACUACUAAUUUAAGUGAAAUUGAAGAACGCCUUAAUAUGUUAGUAACAAAUAUUAAAAUAUUUGACAAAGGCAUUAAGCAUAUAGAUAAGGCUGAUCAGCCAGCUUUAACAAAAUAUUUACUAAAAUCCCUUGGUACUAAUUUUAUAACAGAGCUAUUUAAGUUAGCUGCACAGCAAAACAUGUUACAAAUUUCCAAUAAUAUUACUACUGAGACAAGACAAAAGAUGCUGUUUGAUUUACCAGAUGAUGUCAAAGAACCUUUGAGUAAUGUACAUAGAGCUGUUGCAGGAACUUCUAUAGAUGAUUUUUUAAAUGUUGUAGAUGCAGCAAUGGCAUCUUGUUGUUUGGUAUUAAAGAAAUAUGAUAAAAAGAAAGAAAGACCAUUUAUUUUAGGACACAGGGAAGCCUUAUUGGAAGAAUUGAAUACUACACAAGAUCCUGCAUUGGCACUGCAUCUUGUCACAAGUAUACUAUUUAUUGCUGCAACACAGAGUGUUUUAUAUAUGUCUGGAAGACAUGUAUCUACAGUUCUUUCAUUUCUUCAAACUCAUUUACAAUCUUCAACAAUGGCAGUACUAUCUAAGUACCAUGAUUUGGUCUUAAAAAGUUUAACUUCUACAGAUGAAGCAACAAAACUUGAAAUUAAUAAGGACUUGGAAACUACUUUAACAGAAAUUAAAAGUAUUGCAAAUGAGUUUAAACAACACAUAAAAACUGAAAAAUCACAAGAAUGA